AAUAUGGAGCCAGUUCUGAAUUCACUUGAUGCGAAAAAACAAGCAUGCGAUAUUGAAAAAUCUAAGGAUGAUGGUGAUAAUAGUGUUGAAAUUAUUUCUUAUGGUGCAAUGUUCAGUCCAUACAAGUCUAAGCUUCAACGUCAAUUUAGUGAAGAGGAUCGGAAGUAUGAGAAUCAAAAGAAAAGAUCUAAGAGACUCUCUGAAUGGAAAUGGGUCGAGGUUAUAAAUUUAGAUGAUCCUGAGGACGAUGAGAAAGAAGAUGAAUUAGAUGAUACUGCUGAUUCGAGCACAAACAAGAAAAACGGAUCAAAAAAGUAG
Helianthus annuus (common sunflower) is the source of this 318-nucleotide messenger RNA. RefSeq lists its product as uncharacterized. The transcript is spliced from 3 exons. The coding region runs from base 4 to 318 and encodes 104 amino acids. NCBI's taxonomy places the organism in Eukaryota, Viridiplantae, Streptophyta, Magnoliopsida, Asterales, Asteraceae. The record is from RefSeq and is a predicted model, not a curated record.